Molecule: messenger RNA, 285 nt
Organism: Pediculus humanus corporis (human body louse)
Lineage: Eukaryota; Metazoa; Arthropoda; Insecta; Psocodea; Pediculidae
Exons: 2
Coding region: 1-285 (94 amino acids)
Source: RefSeq, a predicted model, not a curated record
AUGGCCAUAGAAAAAUUUGAAGAAAAACUUAAAUUGGAAAAAAAGAGAAUAAAAGCUGAAGCCAAGGAGGCAUAUAAAAGACUGUUACUGAUACCCAAACCAAUACCUGAGCUAAAUUUAAAUUCAAAAGAAAUUGAUAUGGAUACUCAUUCUGUUCAAAUAACCGAAUUAUCUGCUGCUGAAUUGGCAAAAAACAAUCAUUGGAUUGGAGUUAACGAGAGCUUGAAGGAAUGGAAAUGUUUAGUGACAGGACAAAGAGUGAUAGUGGCAAAAAAUCUUAUUUAA